CAACCUUGUCGAUUGUCUGAACUCAAGGGCGAAUCUCUAGACCUGUAGUGUGCUUGGUGUACUUACUCUAGCAACUGUCCUCAGUAUUUAUUACUGUCAUGGUAAGUCGUUGUGGUUCAAGUAUAAAUUUUGAUUUAUUGAAUCUCAUAGCAUGGUCUAUUACUCACCAGAAUAAACUGGUAGAAUAAAAUCAUUUCGAAGAAAUCUUACUGAAAACUUGUUGGAGGUUUUUUUAAAAUACUAUCGAAAACCUGUAUAUGUAAUGCUGUGGACUUUAUCCCUCGAAUCCACACAUUUUAUAAAAGUCGCUGCAGGCGAAAACAGGACUUUAAAAAAAAAGAAACUCAGAAUUUCCAUUGCUUUUAUAAAGGCACAGUAAACGUAUAAAAUCACUCUUCCAUAUAUUCAGUGACGUUGGAAGAAUCUCCUGAUUCUCAAAAGGAAACGUCUCUCCUUAAAGUUCAGAAAUCUAGAUCGUUAUAACAUCUUUUUCCCUCAUUUGUGCCUUUAUAAAUCUGGUCGUCUAGUAACUUCAAAAAGUUAGCUGUUGCUUAUAUCAUACCACUUCAUUGGUACCUGAUAUAAAAAAUAGGCGGUCCUGACCAGAUGGCAUAUUAUCUACUUACGAGAAACAAUAGUUAUGUUAUCAAAGUAGUCUUGCAGUCAACACUAGAAGUACCUAACAUCUUAUUUAUGUUAGGCUGUAACAAGAAGUAUCGUAUCAUAAAUGUCGAUAUAUUUAAAUGAACCGAACACAUGCAAAACAUCUCACGUAAAUUCCUCUUACAUUGCAUUGUGAAAAGUAAAAAUAAUUUUUAGCAUUGCUUCUAACUUAGAUUGAUAGCACUCUUGAAAAAUAAAAUAUUGGUCAAUGAUAUGACAAAAUUAUCAAUAUUUAUAUCUCUUUGAUCAUAAGCAUCUGAAACAAUACGCCGGUUAAAGGAAUAAAUGAAAAGGGAAAAUACUCCAUAGAUUAGUAAAUAUCAUGAAGCCUCAUCCCCAGGCUUUGUUGACGCGAUACAUGUAUCAAGUGUGAAUGUGAACUUAAGAAAAUAAUGUUUACCUGGAUAGUUUGCACGGAAAUUUUUGUGCAAAAUAAGUGACUUGCUGUAAAUUCAAUUAGUACUUUAGAAGCCUGUUGAAAGUGUUUAUUAAUUGACAAAUUUUACAUAAACCUACGAACUAGAAACAUUAACAUAAAAAUAUUAAGCAUAUAAAAAUAUAAUAAACAGUCUUGACUGAUUUAAUACUUACAUUUUCUUUCGAUACUAGCCCACGUUUAUUUUAUCUCUCACAUAGUGCAUUAAGCUUUAACUAUCGAAAUACUUGACCUGUCAAAUGUCUCAGAUAAGGAACAACUUUUGAGCCUAGAACACAAGACACCUGGACAGUAGUGUUUGCUGUGUCUAUAACUUACUGUAAAUCUUAAUGGGAGAAUCUGUCCUUAUUAAUACCCAACUUGUUGUCUGUCCCGUAGAGAGCAUGAAUAGUUGCAAGUUCCAGUAGCAUUGUGUAAUCAAAAAUUAGUUUUGCUGACUUACAAAAAUCAUUUUCAGUGACCACUGACAAUUUUGUAACCUUAUUUGCAAAAAAUAACAGUUACAACUCACAAACUGACCAGGGAGUUUUGAUCCUUUCAUGCAGUUUCUAUCGUACGCAGUUUUUCUGAUGUCUGAAGUGGAACUUCCAAAGGAAAUAGGUUACAAUCAUAUACCUCACUUGGAUUUAUAUUAUGUAUUGUUAAAGUGAUUUUGAUAACACUAUUACGUGUCACAUGUUCAGUUUCUUUAGAGGAAUAUGACGAAAUGGCGUAUGCUGUCCCUACAGAAAGCAUCGAUAUUGAUUUGUUUCUGAAAUCACAUUCAUCAUAUAAUAAGUACACCACUUCCCAAAAGAAUCUGAACGCAACUGUUUUAGCAUAUGUAACGCCUUGGAAUAAACUAGGAUACGAAGUAGCAAAAAUAUUCGGUGCUAAAUUCAACCUUAUUGCUCCUGUGUGGUUUGAAGUCCAAGGUGAAAAAAAGGCAUAUACAGUUACUGGGAUCCCUGAAAUUAACACUGAAUGGCUUAGUGAAAUUCGCACUGUGAAUCCUGAUGUAAAGAUAGUACCUCGAUUUUCCUUCGGUCCAUGGGAAGACCGAGAUUAUGCCGCAACUUUAAAUGAUGUUCCUAAAACAGAUAAAUGUAUUCGAAAUGUGAUCAAUAUUUUAAAGAAAUAUAAUUUUGAUGGUGCAGUCAUAGAAAUAUGGGCACAGUUCUCUGGUGUAGAAUUACAAUCACUAAUAGAUUUUAUAGUACGACUUUCUGAUAAUUUGCAUUCAAACGGCAAGCUUUUUGUGCUCGUUAUCCCACCUCCUGUUUACUAUGAAGGCAUAGAAGGAAGAUUUAAAGAAGAACAUUUUAAAAUAUUGGCCGAUUAUGUUGACUAUUUUAGCUUAAUGACCUACGACUAUUCUUCACCUCAUAGACCUGGGCCUAAUAGUCCUUUGAGUUGGGUAGAAGAAUGCAUUAAUCGUUUGGUUCCAAAGAAUUCUUUAAACCAGGCAAAAUUGCGUAAACAAAUUUUAGUGGGUUUAAACUUUUAUGGAAUCGAUUACUUGCCUAAAAAAUUAAUCGGUGAACCUAUUAAAGGCAAUGAUGUUAUUGAAAUAUUUGAGAAGUAUCAACCGAAUUUUAAAUGGGAUAAAAAAUGGGCUGAACAUAGCUUCUCUUACAAGGAUAAAAAAUCGCAAGAUCACUUGGCCUUCUAUCCUACCUUGAUGUCGAUAGCACAACGUUUACAAACUAUACUAUCCAGAGGUACGGGUGUUUCUAUCUGGGAGAUAGGACAAGGACUAAAUAGCUUUUAUUCACUGUUCUAAUGUAAAAUUUUACAUACCGUCAUGGCAUAUAUGUGCACUUUUUUAUCUUUUGGAAAUAUAUUUUCAUACAUCG
This is a messenger RNA of Schistosoma bovis, 2934 nucleotides long. The record is from the annotation of a GenBank genome assembly. Lineage: Eukaryota; Metazoa; Platyhelminthes; Trematoda; Strigeidida; Schistosomatidae.